UCUCGCACCCAUCGCGCGUAUAAAACAGAAAUGGCUCCUCACCCAAACAACAGAAUGUGUGAGCCCAGCCCUCCUGUGCUACAUCCCCAGGCCAGCGAUAAUGUGACCAUGGUGGGCGUCGGCGUCAAGCUGGAAGAGGAGGAGUCUGGAGAUGGUGGUAGAGCCAGGGAUUGCGAGUCCCUGCAGACCUCACCCUCGGGUGAUUGGUCAGCGCAGCCACCGGCUGAACGACGGGACUUGGAGAAGUCAACGGCCCUUAACUCCCAGUCCUCCUCGGCUAACUCUCCCAGCAAAGAACACUCUCGCACCCUCAGUCCCGUCAGCCAGGACAGGCCUGAAGCCCUGGCCAGCGUCAGUGAAGUUCUGCCCACCAUCGAGAAGCUCCUGAACGCUGACUGGAGAGAGAAGCUGUUUGGGAAGGGAUUCCAAGGCACUGCCAAUGUGAAAGGCACUCCGGAGAGCCUCGCUGAGAAGGAGUUGCAGCUCUUGCUCAUGAUUAAUCAGCUGUCCGGACUGCGAGAGCAGCUCCUGGGAGCGCACUCGGAGCAAAGGAACAUGGCCGCCCUGCUCCUGGAGAAGCAGCAGCAACAGAUGGAGUUGGCCCGGCAACAACAGGAGCAGAUCGCGAAGCAACAGCAGCAGCUGAUCCAGCAGCAGCAUAAGAUCAACCUCCUGCAGCAGCAGAUCCAGCAGGUAAAUUUGCCUUAUGUGAUGAUCCCCGCCUUCCACCCCAACACUCAGCCAAUGCCGGUGUCCUCGGAUGCACAGAUGGGGCUGCCCCUUCAGCCUAUCCCCUGCAAGCCAGUGGAAUAUCCCAUGCAGCUGCUGCCAACCCCCCACUCCACCCCCAUCAAAAGAUCCAGUGGUACAGUCUUUCGACAGGACAGCACUCAGCCACUCAACCUUACAGCCAAGCCCAAGACCCCCAGCCCCCAGGCCCUGGAACUGGCCUCCACCCAGCUACCAUCCAGCUACAGGCCCAGAGAGCUCCCACGUAGCCCCCCUAGACCUGCACUUAGCCUGGGCUUCUUGGGUGAGGGUGACGUGGUGACUCAGGCCAUCCGUGAUGCCCAGCAGCUGUUGCGUGGAGGCCAUGGCCCGCUGAGCCGAGAGCGGGACCGAGAGCGGGAGCGGGACGGCGGACUGAGGCUGGGAGACUACAAGGAGAACUUGCGAGCUGAGCGUCCAGCCCUGACCGACCGUACUGACGACAGCCUCUCUGUACGGCCCAGUGAGGAUCACCUGGGUAGCGACUCGGAGGGGCAGAUGGGUGUCUCCGGGGUCGGGGGAUACGGCGAGAGCCGCACCACCUCUUCCGGCCACAUCAAGAGACCCAUGAACGCCUUCAUGGUGUGGGCCAAAGACGAGCGCAGACGCAUCCUGCAGGCCUUCCCCGACAUGCACAACUCCAGCAUCAGCAAGAUCCUGGGCUCGCGCUGGAAGGCCAUGUCCAAUCAGGAGAAGCAGCCGUACUACGAGGAGCAGGCUCGCCUGAGCCGCCAGCAUCUGGAGCGCUACCCCGACUACAAGUACAAGCCGCGGCCCAAGCGCACCUGCAUCGUGGAGGGCCGGCGUCUGCGCGUGGGCGAGUACAAGGCCAUGAUGAGGAGUCGCAGACAGGAGCAGCGCACCUCCUACCCCCCUAGCCAGUCGGAGCAGAAGCUCCACUACCCGAGCGUGGAGGGACAGUAUCCCAGCACGCCUGUGUCCAUGGCCCUGCCGCUGCACCCCGCCCUGCUGGAGCACUACCUCCCCCGUGCCCUGGAGGCCCCACAGGGCAGAGGCCCCGAGGAGCCCGACGGGCCAUGCACCAAGCAGCCCUACAGCGAGGGAGAGGAGAGCGAUGCAGGGGAGCGUAGUGAGGGCGAGUUGGUGGUCCUCACUGACUGAGAACGUGGUGGAGAGAGAGGGAGGGCGCUAUUGGGGUUUGGUGGAGGGUGGGCUUGUGAUUUUAGGUCUUUGAAGUUGAGGGU
Messenger RNA from Electrophorus electricus (electric eel), 1973 nucleotides. RefSeq names its product SRY-box transcription factor 13 (gene sox13). The record is from RefSeq and is a predicted model, not a curated record. Gene Ontology annotation, cellular component: nucleus. Gene Ontology annotation, molecular function: DNA-binding transcription factor activity, RNA polymerase II-specific; RNA polymerase II cis-regulatory region sequence-specific DNA binding. NCBI's taxonomy places the organism in Eukaryota, Metazoa, Chordata, Actinopteri, Gymnotiformes, Gymnotidae. Gene Ontology annotation, biological process: cell fate commitment; regulation of transcription by RNA polymerase II.